AUGGCCGACUGCCAGGAGCUAUCGACCACACUCAGAGAGAUCUACCAGAGCGUCAGCGAGCUGUAUGGUCUGAUCAAAGAUCACGAGCAAGAUUUGGUCGUUGUCGAAAAGGCAGGAUCUCUGAUGGAGAAGACUGAAAUCAAUCUCUCGUAUCUCAAUGACUGCGUUCAGAAGUACGGCAACAACACUCAGCACACAGAUCAGGGUUCUGAUUUCUCGCGUAGCAGAGUUUCCCAAUCUCCAAAUGUCCCAUCAUCGCUCAACAAUACACCAAACGAUGUUGCCACAAGAUCUUAUGGAAAUCUGGAAGAAGUUGAGAUGAAGCGUCAGGUCCAGGACACUAUGAGACAACUGAUAACCGAGAUGGUUGGAUUGUUGGCAAGGAAAGGUUGUUGCUCGACUGAUUACCGCGCGGACUGUGGUAUGAAUCACUUUCAUCAACAGAGUGGCGAGCAGCAGCUCUCGGUCGACGACUCUGAUGACUUCGAAAUACUCUGA
Molecule: messenger RNA, 498 nt
Organism: Aureobasidium uvarum
Lineage: Eukaryota; Fungi; Ascomycota; Dothideomycetes; Dothideales; Saccotheciaceae
Source: the annotation of a GenBank genome assembly